Anopheles cruzii is the source of this 1218-nucleotide messenger RNA. It is a transcript of the gene SiaT, whose product is annotated as beta-galactoside alpha-2,6-sialyltransferase 2. Bases 1 to 1218 code for a protein of 405 amino acids. Gene Ontology annotation, molecular function: sialyltransferase activity. The record is from RefSeq and is a predicted model, not a curated record. The transcript is spliced from 5 exons. NCBI's taxonomy places the organism in Eukaryota, Metazoa, Arthropoda, Insecta, Diptera, Culicidae.
AUGUUGCCAUCGUUCCGGAAGUCGCAGCUCCUCGGCUCGUUUGCGCUAUUGGCAGUGACUUUUGUAGGGGCCUGUGCGCUCGAGAAGCGCAGCGUGUUCUACGUCAAGCUCAACACGACGGAGAAAACGUACAAAGCGAGCGACGAGAAGCCCACGCUCUGGUCGAAAGAGCCCCACGAUGCCCCACGGAUACGGCCCCACUUUAGUCUGGCCAAGACGUCGCACUUUUUGUUCGACCUCAACCGAUACCGUUGCGACGGGACCAUCCCGGCGGACAGCAGCGAGUGCCACAACCGGACCGCCCUGUUCCGGGCGAAAGUCAUCGGCGAGCUGAGAAAACGCAUGAAGGAACCGUUCCCCGAGAGCGACCAGUAUCGGGUGCGUUACAGCCGGCCUUUCGUCCCGGUCGGACCGGGCCAGUGUCGGUUGAAGCGGGCGAACGUGCGGGUCCUGUCGUGGAAGGAGCCACCGUUUGCGUGGAACGAACUCGGAACCUACCUUCCGGUGACACCGCUCUUCGGUGAGGUCACGAACGCGACGUGCGUGAUUGUCGCCAGCGCGGGGUCGCUCAAGCGAUCGCAGCUAGGCCCGUUCAUCGAUGGACACGAUAUCGUGAUGCGCUUUAACCAUGCGCCCACCGAUGGGUUUGAGGCGGACGUGGGCUCGAAAACGACGAUCCGUGUUGUCAACUCGCAGGUCGUAACGAAGCCCGAGUACCGGCUGCUGACUGCGCCACUCUUCCGGAACGUCACGAUCGCUGCCUGGGAUUCGGGGAAGUUCGAUCAAAGCCUUCCCGAGUGGUUAGCCAAUCCGGACUUUGAUCUGUUCGAGAACUUUAAAAAGUUUCGAAGCCAGCACCCGUCGGCCAACUUUCACCUUAUCGAUCCUCGCAGUAUCUGGAGGGCGUGGACCGCGCUGCAGGAUCUAACCCAGUCGCCGAUACGACAGAAUCCACCGACGUCCGGUUUUAUCGGAUUGGGACUUUUGCUACCCGUCUGUCGGCACAUCGACAUCGUAGAGUACAUCCCGAGCACGCGCAUGAACGGUCUGUGCCAUUACUACGACGAAGAGCUCAAUCUUGGCUGCACUUUCGGAGCGUGGCACCCGUUGGCGGCCGAGAAGCUGCUCGUCUUCCAGAUGAACGCGGCCAGUGACUACACCGUCUUCCAGCGGGGCACCAUACGCAUCUACAGUGAGCCGCCCGGUGGCCAGUGCUAG